AUGGAAAGUGUUGAGACAGAGUGCGGUUCCUUAAGGAUUUUGGCGAAGGAAGUGACGCAGGCUAUAGCAGCGUGCAAGAUACAGAGCAACAAGCCGGCUCGGGUGGAGAGGAUGAUAAAUUGGACGCCUUCGAAUGAGGGUUGGAUGAAACUGAACACCGAUGGAGCAUCACAAGGUAAUCCUGGCUUAGCUACCGCAGGAGGUGCCUUACGUAAUGCUUAUGGAGAGUGGUGCGGAGAUUUUGCGCUGAAUAUAGGGAGAUGCACAUCGCCCUUAGCAGAGCUUUGGGGAGUGUACUAUGGACUCUAUAUCGCUUGGGAGUAG
Molecule: messenger RNA, 324 nt
Organism: Microthlaspi erraticum
Lineage: Eukaryota; Viridiplantae; Streptophyta; Magnoliopsida; Brassicales; Brassicaceae
Source: the annotation of a GenBank genome assembly